Messenger RNA from Dendrobium catenatum, 2795 nucleotides. RefSeq names its product protein GAMETE EXPRESSED 3. The transcript has 11 exons. Gene Ontology annotation, molecular function: protein binding. Gene Ontology annotation, cellular component: plasma membrane. Bases 245 to 2254 code for a protein of 669 amino acids. The record is from RefSeq and is a predicted model, not a curated record. Lineage: Eukaryota; Viridiplantae; Streptophyta; Magnoliopsida; Asparagales; Orchidaceae. Gene Ontology annotation, biological process: embryo development ending in seed dormancy; pollen tube guidance.
AAGAUUUUUGGGUCUUAUCCUUGCAGUUCGUGAAAUACCCGCUGUGUUCGCCUCCUACUGUGCGAAGCUAAUCCCUCUCUUUCAUUCCUGCGUUUCCCCAUCCUCACGUCCAAUCCUAAGGUACGCAGAAGCUUGCCGCUGGUCCUAACCCCGUCUGUGCCUUCCUUCUUAUCCGAUUAGCUAAGCCCAGAACAACAGGAAAUGGCAUAAUGGUCGGGAUGUGAAACUCUACUACUUGUUCAUAAUGGCAAUAAGAUGUUUGGUGUUGCUAUUGAUAAUGACGAGAGCCCUUUCACAGUCUUUUGAUAUGAAGAAAUUUCUGAGCAGCUAUAGUACUGAAGGAUCUAAUCCUAAGGUCGCUGCUAGACUAUAUAAGCCUCUUAUCACAGAUGAUGGAAGAAUUUACACUUGCUCAGGAAAACAUCUUUUUUCAUUUGAUAGUAAUGGCACAGUUGUCUGGAUUAUCCCCCUAGGUUAUUUAUCAAAUGCUGAAAUUUCUCCAGUUGUUGAUGAUAGAGGGAAGAUCUAUUUGAUUGCUGAGGACAGGAUUUUGAAGGUCACACCUUCAAAUAUUGGCAACUUAAAGUUUACAUCAGAAGUCAUUUUUGGGCCAAAUUCAACCAUUGGAGGAUCAGGAGAGAUUAUUGGUCUUUCAAUAAGUAUAUUGUAUGCUUCCAUAUUUUUGACUAUUAAGAAUCGGGGACUCUUUGCACUCUCAUUUCAUGGGAAGUUAUUAUGGAGUGCUGGUCCUAUUCUUUAUCGAUUUGGUUAUCGCCAGGGUUGCAAAGAAAACUCAAGGGAUUGUUAUUUUUGUUCAACGCCUGUUGUUGACCAAUGCGAGGGAACCCUCUACAUCCUCAACACCGAGGGACAGCUGUAUUCCUUAUAUAUGCGGACUCACCACUUUAGAUGGGUCCAUGAUUUCAGCUCCAUUGACAAGUUUAUGACAAGUAUACCCGGAAAUAAUGGUCUUCUAUACGUGAUAUUUCCUAGAAAGGCUUCAGUGAUUGCGCUUGAUGUUUAUUCUGGAAAUAUUUUGUGGCAACAGAGUUUUGGUCCUUUGGGUACAGAGCAGAGCUUGCCAGUGGUGGAUUCAAAUGGCUGGUUAUCUAUUGGCUCACUGGAUGGUUAUUUGUACUCCUUCUCACCUACUGGUGAAGUGAAGCAGCUCCUUAAGUCAACUGCAAUUGAUUCAAUCAUCCAAACCAGUCCAGUUCUAGACUGCUCAGGAUUUGCUAUUUAUGUACUGCAAACGAGGGUGAUAGCAAAGUCAAUCCGUGAUAUUGGGAAUUGUACCUACAUUUCAGCAAUGAAGCCAGCAAGCCUUGUGCUCACAAUGUUGACUCCUGCUACAGGGACUGUUUAUUGGACUGGAAAUUAUCCCGGUGAACUGACUAAUUUUCUGUCCAAUAGUGAUCUACGCUAUUUUACAGUAGAUGAAAGGAUCUUUCUCACCUUCCUAUCUUCUUCAAGAACUGGCAAUACUUUGCCAUGCCACACCAUGAGCCAAAUAAAUGCUUGGACCUGCUCACAAGCAAAGCCCAAGUUGGUUAACAUGUAUACAGGCAAUGAGGGAGCAAUCUUGCCUUUUAUCUUCUUUCAGCUUGCAGUGUUAGUUCUGCUAGCUUUCUUUGUCCGCUUCUGCUUCGUAUUUUGGAGGAAGAGAAAGCUCCAAGAGCAUGGUCUCGCGAUGUUCCUUGACAAAAGGAGAUCAUUACACCAUAAAAGGAAGACACUUGGAAGGAUGAUAUGUAAGCUGGAGCAAAGGGAAGAGGAAGACACAGACGCCCAUGAAAAUCUGGACCAAUUGGGAGAGAUGGUUAAUAUAAAGAAGGGGAUCGAACGAAAGCUAUCGACGUCCUACAGUUUGGGCCGUGACACCGUCAUUUCGCAACAAGGAUCAAUUUUGCCAUUAUCUGAUGGCAAGGACAGGAGCCAUUCAUUGCACAGUGCAAGGAAGGAGGAUGUAACUAUGUUUAACACUCUCAGUUCCAGUGAAAGUGGAAGCAGUAGUGAUGAUAGCAUUGAUAGAGAGAGUAGGCAGAGCUGGGGAGAAACUGAACAAGUGGAUAAGGGCAAAGCAGUUGUUGUGGGAAGUUCUUCCUCAACAAGUAAUUUGGAGUCCGAAAAUGACAGUGGGGAGGGAUCACUAGUGUCUUCAUCUAGCUCAAUGGUCUGCAUUAAUCCUAUGUUUUCUAAGCGGUGGAUUGAUGGUUUGGGUAGUGAGGGUGGGCAAGGAGGAAAAUGUGGCUGAAGAGGAGGACGCUAUCUUCAACUAAGAGCAUCUCCAACCGAACUCCAAACAGUUGCUCGCGAGUUCCAGCCGAACAGUAAAACUUCUGUUAUUUGCUUGCGGGUGAACAGUGGGACGCCAAUAUUGGCGUUGCAUUGUUUAUCUUCGCCAUUUUUAGUCUCGGCCGAACUUGGUGAAGAAACGCGUGAGAGAAGAGAACGACAGUUGCCUUCGCAAAAGGGGGCAAAAUGGAGUUCGAUUGGAGAUGAAUCACGACAUUUUUUAGUUUCACGACAUUUUGGAGUGAAAAAUGAGAUUUUCAGUUGGAGAUGCCCUAACUAAAAUCCUAAGCUUUAAAUUCCUUUUUUUUUUUUUCGUUGAUUAGAAACCUAAUGCCUUUAUAGUCUUGUUUUGUUUUUAUAUUUGUUCUCUGUUCUAGCUUCAGUUAAAAUUUAAGUUGUUACCUAUGUUUUGUAGUUAAACCUGUUACUAGAACAUCAUAUGGUACUAAAUUUUAUAUUGAGUAUUAUAAUAAGCCUAAGUCUAACCCUUCAAAGGUUUA